Thecamonas trahens ATCC 50062 is the source of this 1713-nucleotide messenger RNA. RefSeq lists its product as uncharacterized. The transcript has 2 exons. Bases 1 to 1713 code for a protein of 570 amino acids. NCBI's taxonomy places the organism in Eukaryota, Apusomonadida, Apusomonadidae. The record is from RefSeq and is a predicted model, not a curated record.
AUGACCGACUGGCCUCCGCCCUCCCUCCGCCCGCCGGCCCUCACCGUCCUCGCCGCUGUCCUCCCGCCUCCCGCCGCGAGCCCCACCGACCCGGCCCCCGCUCUCGCCCCUGCCUCGGCCACACCUGUCGGCACCGACGAGGGCUUCCUCUCCACCCUCUGGCGGGUGACGCCCUCGUCGCCGCUUCCAUCGCCGUCGCUCAUCGUCAAGCACUUCUCCCUCGCCGCAUCGCCUCCCCUCGCCAUGCACGCCCGCGAAAUGGCCUGGUACUCGGCCGCAUCUCCCCCGCCGCACCCGCUGCCCGACGCCGACUCGGACACCGACGUCGUCAUCGCCCCAUCCCCAUCUGCUCCCUCUCUGCCGCGCCGUCCCUGGCCUGCCCGCCUUGGUGGCACUCUGCAUCGUCCCUCGGGUACAGGCAUCCUGGUCCUCGAGGAUCGCGCCCCGGCCCGCCCGCCCUCGCUCGCCGACGGGCUCCCACCAGACGCUCUCGGUUCCAUUGCCGCUGCUCUUGCCAUCGUCCACCUCGAUGUCCCGCUGCCAGGGCCCGGCGGGCCCAUUGGCCCGCUUGCAGACUCGGCGGCCUUCCUUGGUGCCCAGAUCGAGCCGGGUCUCGACUGGCUUGCCGCUCGCCUCGCACCCGAGCCCGUUGCCGCUCUUCGCGCUUGGGCCCUUGGCAAUGCAGACGACAUGCCUGCCGCUGCGUCUGCCGCCGUUGCUGCCGUUUCAGCCGCCGCUUCAACCGCCGGCCUCCCGGACGUCGUCUGCCAUGGCGAUCUGUGGUGUGGCAACAUCCUCUUGGAUCCCGUGGAGCCACACGCACUGAGCGUCGCUCAUGUCACCUUUGUCGACUUUCAGUUUGCCGUCGUCGCUCCAGCCGUCUAUGACCUCGCCAUGAUUGCCGCCACCUCGCUCGGUGCCGCUGCAUGGGAAGAUCCCGUCACUCGCGCCAGCGCCCACGCCAUCCUCCUCGACGCCUACGUCACCGCCUACAACGCCAACCGCCCGCCGGCUUCGCCGCCGCACCCGCCGCUCGCAGCAGACUCGCCGCUCUGGGCAGCCUCUAUCCGCCUCGCACACCUCGUCCAUAUUGCCUCGGCCGAAAUUUACACGUCUUUUGUCGAGUCGGGCCUCGUCGACCGCGUCUGGCCCGCCAUCGCCGCCAACCUUGCCGCCGAGCCUGAUGACAUCGGGGCACCUGUCGGGCACGCUCAACUGUCGGGCACGCUCGUCGCUUCCGCCUCAAAAACCCUCGUUGCUCUUCCCCCCCCAUUUGCCAUGUUUUGUCGCCACGGCCUCCACCGUCUGCUCCCGCGCCCGGCGCCCGCCGACUCGCUCACCGCGCUUCGCGAUUGCUUCUGCGAUGUCGAGCUCCCGGCCAUCGCCUCGGCACUCAACCCCGGACAACCACUUUCCCAUAUCACCGCCCAUCUCCCGCAAGGCAUGGACGAUGUGAGUCUUGGUGUCAAGGAUCGCACCCUCACCAUCACCGGCCGGGACGAGGCGACCACCACCUCGGGCUCUCCCACCCUCAAGACCUCCACCGAGUUUACCCGCUUCUUCCCGCUCCCCAAAGGUGUCGAGUUUGCUUCACUCAAGGCCUCUACCCGCGGCGAUCUCUUUCGCAUCACCAUCCCCAAGCCGCUCCCUUCCGGAUCCUCUGCUCCAUCGAGCGACAACGUCGAGAAGCUGGUCACCAUCACGCUCGAGUAG